Molecule: messenger RNA, 3598 nt
Organism: Austrofundulus limnaeus
Lineage: Eukaryota; Metazoa; Chordata; Actinopteri; Cyprinodontiformes; Rivulidae
Gene: pacs2
Product: phosphofurin acidic cluster sorting protein 2
Exons: 24
Coding region: 410-3223 (937 amino acids)
Biological process (GO): protein localization to plasma membrane
Molecular function (GO): transmembrane transporter binding
Source: RefSeq, a predicted model, not a curated record
CCUGCCGUUUUGGACACAGCCAUAGUGCUGCCUCUGUGGGCACUAACCAUCCGUCAUACCCACCUAUACUCAUAGUGCUGCCUCUGUGGGCACUAACCAUCCGUCAUACACACGGAGCAACGUGGUUGGCACAACAACUUAGCGGUUGGUCCGCUCAGUCCUGCUGUCGUGAUGCGUUACCUCCAUGGCACAGAGGACCCCCCAUGGACCCGCCUGGCUCCAGACGGACGGUAAAAUGACAUUGUCCACCCCCGGGAACAGUCACUGCGCGAGCGAGGACGCGUGACGGCUGUUUCUCAGCAGAAACACAGACGUAAAGGAACAUAUAACACGGGCGAAGCGCGCGGUUUUCCUGUCUCCCGACCUGUGCAGCUCUGGGCGUCGGACGGUCCCACCCGCAUCCGAGACCAUGGCAGAGAGAAGCGGCCGGCUGAGUUUAGCCGGCAGCGGGGCUCUGAACCGACCGGUGCCCAUGAACCUGUUCGCAACGUGGGAGAUAGACGGAUCCUCCCCGAACUGCAUUCCGAGAUUGUGCAGUCUGACUCUGAAGAAGCUGGUUGUUAUAAGGGAACUUGAUAAAGAGUUGAUCUCUGUGGUCAUUGCAGUCAAAAUCCAGGGCUCUAAACGUGUUUUAAGGUCCCAUGAGAUUGUGCUACAACCCAGUGGAUUUGUGGAGACAGAUCUCGCCCUUUCUUUCUCACUGCAGUACCCUCACUUCCUAAAAAGAGAAGGAAACAAGCUGCAGAUAAUGCUUCAAAGGCGGAAAAGGUACAAGAAUCGAACAAUCUUGGGCUACAAGACUCUGGCUAUAGGAUCCAUUGAUAUGGCAGAGGUGAUGCAGCACCCAACAGAGGGAGGUCAGGUUCUGCCUCUCUGCAGCAGCCAGAAAGACAUGCUGGGCAAAGUGGCAGAGAUCUGGAUCUAUUCCCUCUCCAGUCAACCAAUAGACCACGAGGAGGCUUCCCUGCAGGCUGGACUGAAGAUCAAAUGCUCUGAUAACUACUCAGAGGAAGAGUAUGAGAGCUUCUCUUCAGAGCAGGAGGUCAGUGAUGACGCUGUGCAGGGACAGGAUCUUGAAUAUGAGGAUUUUGAAGUGAGAAAACCAAAGAAGCAAAGGAGAUCAAUUGUAAGGACUCCCUCUAUUACCACGCAGCAGAACUUUAAGCAGCGAGUGGUGGCGCUCCUGAAACGGUUCAGAGUUUCAGAUGAGGUGCUGGACUCGGAGCGGGACCCAGCAGAGCCCCCUCCUGAGGUGGAGGAGGAGGAUUUGGAUCUGGAUAGUGUGGAGUUUGAGAACCCCAGUGACAGUGGUCCGGAAUAUGAUGAUGACGACAGCGUCCUCAGCACACCAAAACCCAAACUCAAGCCAUAUUUCGAGGGACUCUCUCUGUCCAGCUCUCAAACUGAGAUUGGCAGCAUCCACAGCGGCUGGAGUCACAAAGAACCUCCAAGCCCGAUUGAUCUGGACAAAACCAAGUGCAGUGGCUCAAAGUUUCCAGAUGAUGUUGUGGCUGAUAACGUCACCUUUGAACAGCCAGAAGCAGUGACUCCCACAACGGAGCUGGAGAUUGACACCAUGGACACGUUUUUAGAGAGGCUGCCAUUAAGCAGCAAAUUGACCAAGACUGAAUCCCUUAUCAUUUCAUCCAACAGGCAGGAACCAAAGUUGGCAGGAAGACGAGGCAGGAGCACAUCCCUGAAGGAGCGACAGCCCAGCAGGCCCCAGAACGAGCGGGCCAAUAGCCUGGACAACGAGCGAUCUCUGGACACACGCUGCCAUCUACAGAUCCCAAGAAAAACUGUGUAUGAUCAACUAAACCACAUCCUGGUAUCUGAUAACCGCCUCCCUGACAGCAUAAUCCUCAUCAACACGUCUGACUGGCAGGGUCAGUAUCUUUCAGAUCUGUUGCAAAAUCACCAUCUGCCCGUGGUGUGUACCUGCACCACAGCCGACAUCCAAGCUGCGUUCAAUACCAUUGUGUCUCGUAUCCAGAGAUUUCACAGCUGCAACUGUAACUCCCAGACGCCCAUUCCCAUAAAGAUUGCGGUGGCAGGAGCGCAGCACUACCUAAAUGUGGUUCUGAGGCUUUUUGUGGACCACCUCUCCCCGAAGACCCCAGACUGGCUUAGUUACAUGAGGUUUCUUAUCAUCCCAAUAGGUGCACAUCCAGUUUCCAUAUACCUUGGCACUAUUGACUAUCGCUACAACAAYUUGUUCCAAGAUGCUGCCUGGAGGGAUUUGUUCCAUCGGCCUGAGGCUCCUGUUAUUGCCCAGGAAAGUCUAGAUGUGGCGUCGAGGGUAAUGCAGUACAUGGAGGGAGCUAAUGAAGCUCACCAACUUCCCAUCGCAGAGGCCAUGCUCACAUACAAACAGAAGAGGAAAAAGAGCUUUCAUUUUGAUUUUGCAGUAAGGUAUUGUGUUUGUUUUUUACAUAGCCUGAUKAUUCCUGUGCUUUGUGUCUGUCAGAUACAUUUCCUGUUGAACAUGUUUAUGUUGGAGCUUGCCACUUUACAGCUGCCUGCUAAGGGUUUUUUGACACCUAUUUUGUAUUUUAAAGUAAUCAAAGAAAAUGAGUAUGAAAUGAGAAACCGGCAGCUGAGUCUGAAUGAAGUGUUUCCUUUUGCAGGAGACUCUGAUGAUGCCGCCCCUCUGGGCUCCUCUUUCCUCUCCUCCACCCCGCCRCAAGUUUCACCUGCUCUUAAAGAGGCUUCACCAACACCUCCCCCUUCUCCUGCAAUCAACACCAGCUUCUGUGCUUACAGUUCCAGUGGUCAGUCAACAGAGUUGAUGGGUCUUCAGGUCGAUUACYGGGUGGCGGCUCCAACAGAGAGGAAGAAAGACAUUGAGAAGCGUGACUCUUCCUCCAAAAACACUCUGAAGUGCAAUUUCCGUUCGCUGCAGGUCAGCCGGCUGCCACUGGGGGUAUUGGAGCCAAACCCUCASCCCACCAUGUCCAUGACUGUGGUAACCAAGGAGAAGAAUAAAAAGGUCAUGUUUCUGCCGAAAAAGAGCAAAGAGAAGGAGGUGGAGCCAAAGAGUCAAGUGAUUGAUGGCAUCAGUCGCCUCAUCUGCACUGCCAAGCACCAGCAAACCAUGCUGAGAGUUCUGAUUGACGGCGUUGAGUGGAAUGAUGUCAAAUUUUUUCAGUUGGCGGCUCAAUGGUCUUCACAUGUCAAACACUUUCCUAUUGGGAUCUUUGGACACAUUAAAGGCUCUUACUAGCAGCAACUAAAAACUGAAGACUUGACACAAGAAUGACUGCUUUCCAUCCCCUCUCUCCUGUUCCAUCAAGUUUUCACCCCAUUUCUCCUGACUUUGUCAGCACACAUGAUCUUACUUGGCUGUCUUAGGUUAACCCCCUGCACUGUUUCAUUUAUCUGAUUAUUUAAUAUUUUGCAAAGUUUCUUUCUUAAUUUCUAUUUAUGUUAAACCUUCUCAGGCAACGUUGCCUUGGGAAGUUUUAUUUACUAUAAUCGUUAACAUGUAGWGUAAGUGCCAGGUGUCAUGUUGGUGUAAUAUUGUGUUUGUUUAAUUUUUAAUUGUGUUAAGCACUUGACCAGCACAAUGUUUCAAGCAUAAUAUACACUCGAAAAACAA